Molecule: messenger RNA, 279 nt
Organism: Entrophospora sp. SA101
Lineage: Eukaryota; Fungi; Glomeromycota; Glomeromycetes; Entrophosporales; Entrophosporaceae
Source: the annotation of a GenBank genome assembly
AUGGAUGGACAUCCACACAAAAAAUUUCAGCAAGAACUUUUGACUAAGAUGAAAAAUUUGGGACAAAAAUAUAUUGAAGACUAUGAUUUUAGUCCUUGGGAUGCCGAAUUUGCUAUUUACAUAGGAGAUAAUGACCUUAUAAUUAGUGAAUUAACAAAAGAGGAAUUAGAAGAUUUAAGAAAUCAUUAUAAUGAAGAAAUAAAAAGGGAACCUAACAUUAAAACACCCUUGCUCAAAAGAAAAAACGAAGAAAUUACUGACCCUAAUGAUAGAAGUUGA